CAAUUAUGUGGGACGGUCGUCCAAUUGCAGAAUAUCACAGAAGGUGAACAAUGCAAAGCAGAGACGGCGCCAAACAAGGCUCAGGAAACGAAAGAUGAUAUGCGAAAGCGAUCUGAGCUGGAACAGCGGCUAGCACUCGAAAGGAAAGAAGCUAAGCGGAAGAAGAGGGAGUUAGAGCAACAGCAAGCAUUGGAGAGGAAAGAGAUCAAACGACAGCGGAUCGAGCUAGAGCAGCAGGUAGCACUCGAGAAGAAAAUGGCAAAGCAAAAGAAGGUGAUAUUGGAGCAACAGAAAGCAUUGGAGAAGAGAGAGAUCAAGCGGAAGCGGGUCGAGCUAGAGCAGCGGCUAGCACUCGAAAAGAAAGAGGCUAAGCGGAAGAAGAGGGAGUUAGAGCAACAGCAAGCAUUGGAGAGGAAAGAGAUCAAACGACAGCGGAUCGAGCUAGAGCAGCAGAUAGCACUCGAAAAGAAAGAAGCAAAGCGAAGGGCAAGUUGA
Molecule: messenger RNA, 495 nt
Organism: Exophiala aquamarina CBS 119918
Lineage: Eukaryota; Fungi; Ascomycota; Eurotiomycetes; Chaetothyriales; Herpotrichiellaceae
Exons: 1
Source: RefSeq, a predicted model, not a curated record